AUGGCUACCGCAACAAAGAUCUUAUUGUCGCCUGUGGCGGACACAGGCAUCUAUAGCUCUGGUGUGCGCGAGGACACAGCAGAAUUUACAAGCAAGAUCUUGCAGGAGGACAUGGAAAAGCAUCAUGUUUUUUUCAAUGAUCUAGGAUUCCACAAUCAUAUUUUGCAUCAUCUUCUCAGUCUGUAUGCACUUGGAGCGAGUCCGGACGAUAUACAGGCUGCCUAUAAGCGUAACCAGAGUUACCAGAUACCAGUCCGCAAAACUGAUAAGAAUAUCGUUGAGGCCAUGCAUGAGAAAUCUGAGUUCUUGAAGUUCUGUGGCAAUGAGAAGCAUUACGCAAACUUUCUGGCUUUUUUCCAGCAGGAGAUUGGUGCCAAGGGAGUGGAUGAAGUUGUGAAUGAAUAUUUGUUUACUGAUGAUGAAAGAUCAGAGAGUAUGCUAUGUCGCUUGUUUGGAGGGCUCAUUCACCCCCUCAUCCAUCUAGGGUUCGGGCUGGAAUUCAACCAGCCGGCCAUUGUCGCUCAGGCACUGGCCCAGACAGCCGUCCACGAAGAAGAUUUUGGCAGGGAUUUCUUGCUGCCUGCAGAAAAGCUGGCUGGUGGGAUUGGGAAGCCAGGAAAGUCAUUGCUAAAUCUUCUGAAUGAAGUCCGCGGCGAUGAAACUCUGGCACAAAGUGUGCAUCGGUCUGACGAGAAUAAGACUGAAGAUGGGGUAUUGGCUCGCGGUAAGCAGAAGAUGCUCGAGUAUGCUGCCCAGUAUACCGUGUCCGAGAGUCAAAUGGAGGAACGGGUAGCAGAAAUGAUCAAUACAACUGUGUAUUAUACCAGCGCUGCUCAGCGUGCGGAUAAAGAUAUCAAGUUUGAUUUCUACUUGAUUCAUGCUGUCAAUGCGUCUAUCUUUUUCUCCAAGUUGACAAACCUCCCGGCCCUGGAUAGUCGGAACAAGCUCCGGUUGCUCGAGUGGAAGGGCCGCCUGGAUAUUUGGCUAUAUAUAUCACAAGGCUUGCCUAAUCUUUUCAUAGACGAGAUUCGUCAAUACCCUGCUCAAAACGACUGGUCGACUAUCUUUCACCGAUGUGUGAUACAUCCAGCCGACGAUGGACACAUCGUCAAGCUAGCACGAGCUUUGGCUCAUGGAGAGGAACUGUGUCGACUAUCUGACAAGCAGGAGUUGAUGAUUCAUGGUGAUAUGUGGCUUCGGAUUGGAAAUAUGGUUGUUGACUCGACUGUGGAUAACAACCUGAUGUGGAUUCGGUCCACUGGGUUCGAUGGGGCCUGGGAGAAUGUAAAAGAACGCGCAGGGUUGUAA
Molecule: messenger RNA, 1308 nt
Organism: Penicillium taxi
Lineage: Eukaryota; Fungi; Ascomycota; Eurotiomycetes; Eurotiales; Aspergillaceae
Product: questin oxidase family protein
Exons: 5
Coding region: 1-1308 (435 amino acids)
Molecular function (GO): oxidoreductase activity
Source: RefSeq, a predicted model, not a curated record